Molecule: messenger RNA, 1380 nt
Organism: Aureococcus anophagefferens
Lineage: Eukaryota; Pelagophyceae; Pelagomonadales; Pelagomonadaceae
Exons: 2
Coding region: 52-1146 (364 amino acids)
Source: RefSeq, a predicted model, not a curated record
AUUUUGCGGCGAAAUCUCGCACGUAGGCCCGGCCCUGGCGCGACACCGACGAUGCGAACCGCCCUCUUACUAGCGCUCGGCGUCGUAGUCCUCGGCGACGAGUGCCCAGUUUCGAUCCCCAACGCCAAGGUCGCUCCCGGCUUCUGCGCCGAGGAGCUCGUCGACGGCCUGAGCAAGCCCCGGGGCCUCGCCUACGACCCCCGGGACGGCGGCAUCCUCGUCGUCGAGCGGAACAAGGAACAAAUCACGCUCCUGACCUUCGACGAGGAAGGAAACGUCGCGAGCGCGGCCGCGGUCGCGUCCGCGCCGGAUCUCAACCACGGCGUCGCGCUCCGGGACGAUUUGCUCUACGCGUCGUCGGACACGACGGUGUACCGCUGGCGCUACGCCCCGGGCGCCGAGGCGACGGACCGCACGGCGGUGGUCACGGGCAUCUCCGCGGACGGCCGGGGCGGCGCGCCGGGCGGCCACACGACGCGGACGCUCGUCCUCGACGGCGCGGGACACAUGUACGUCUCCGUGGGGUCCGCGGGCAACGUGGACGCCGACUCGUACCGCGCGCGCGUGCGCGCCUGCGGCGACCUCUCCGCCGUCGUCGGACGCGCGCCGGCCCUCGCCAUGCAGGCCCACAGCGCGCCCCUCGGCCUCGCGUUCUACGAAACCGUUGGCGGCGAUGGCGCGUUCCCGGCGGACGCGGACGGCGACUGCUUCGUCGCUUUUCACGGCAGCUGGAACAGGGAUAUUCCCACGGGCUACAAGGUCGUGCGCGUGCGCUUCGCGGACGGCGCGCCGGCGAGCAUCGAGGACCUGCUCGCGCACGACGGCGACGCCGCGAAGUGGCCCAACGGCCUGCGCCCCGUCGACGCGGUCUUCGACGGCCGCGGCCGUCUCGUGGUCUCCGACGACGGCGCGAACACGGUGUUCCGCAUCUCGGCGGCGCCCGCGACGGCCCGAGAAACGCCGGCGCCGACGACGACGACCGCGGCGACGGCGCGGGAGACGCCGGCGCCGACGACGACGAUACCCGACGACUGCGACAUCUGCGCCCCUCUGCCUCCGCCGCCCGGUGAGUCGGAUGCGACGCGUCGCGGCGCCGCGUGGGAAUCGGCCGCGAGUUUCGUCGCGGCGACGCUCCUUCUCGCGUAGGCUGCGCCAAGGUCGGCAAGAGGAAGAGCCGCAAGGAGAAGAAGCGGGCCUGCAAGGCCGCCACGUUUUGCAAGUGGGCGAAGAAAAAGUGCGUCCCGAGGCCGGGCGCGAAGGACUACUGCUCGCACGUCGCCAAGAAGAAGAAGAACGAGAAGCGCGCGUGCAAACGCAAGCCCGCCCACUGCCGCUGGAAGAGGAAGUCCAAACGCUGCGUAAAUCGCUAGCCCACGUUGG